AUGCCGCACGCACACCUCGCCUUUGGGGCUCUCGGCUCCGCCCGCCGGCCGCCCUUGCCCACCCGACCGGGCCUCAGGACGGCAUUUUAUGAACUGGAACAGCGGCUGAGCCACAACCUUCUGGGCUGCUGCACGAGGAUGGAGGAGGCUGAGGGGCGGCCCCAGGCCAGGAGGUGCUGCCCGGAGGCCCUGGGGAAGCUCUUGCCUGGCCUCUGCUUCCUCUGUUGCCUGGUGACCUAUGCACUGGUAGGUGCUGUGGUCUUCUCUGCGGUUGAGGGCCGCCCAGGGGCAGAAGAGAACCCCGAAUUGGAAAACUUCCUGAAAGAGCUGGGCAGCAUCCUGCAGUGCAACCAGACAGUUGUGGAAGGCAAGAAAAAGAACCUGCGGGAACAUCUACAGAAGGUGAAGCCUGAGUGGUUUAAGGAUCCAAGUGACUGGUCCUUCUUGAGCGCACUCUUUUUCUGCUGCACUGUGUUCAGCACUGUGGGUUACGGCCACAUGUAUCCUGUCACCAGGCUCGGCAAGUUCCUGUGCAUAGUCUAUGCUGUCUUUGGCAUCCCUUUGAUGUUCCUGGUCCUCACAGACAUAGGUGACAUACUGGCAACUGUCUUAUCCAGGUGUUAUAAUCGGUUUCGAAUGCUGCCUUUAUUCCCCUGUUCCCUCUCCAAGUUUUGCUCCCAGCUGCUCUGCAGGAGGAAGCCUGACAUCAUGCCCGAAGAUGCAGCCAUCCCAAGCAUCGUCAUCAGUUCUGAAGAGCUUCCAGACCCCAAGCUCAGCAGGUGUCCCUUGGCCCCAAGCUGCAACACAGAACUGUUUGAGAGGCUUGUUGCAGGACAGAAACCGAACACGCUGCAGCAGCCCCUGCGGACUGCAGAGAGGAGUAACUCGUGUCCCGAGCUGGUGCUGGGGCGCCUCUCCUGCUCCAUCAUCAGCAACCUGGAUGAGGUGGGCCGGCAGGUGGAGAGGCUGGACAUCCCCCUCCCAAUCAUUGCGCUCGUGAUCUUUGCCUACAUUUCCUGUGCAGCUCUCAUCCUCCCCUUCUGGGAGACACAGCUGGACUUUGGGGAUGCUUUCUACUUCUGCUUUGUCACACUGACCACCAUCGGGUUUGGGGACACCGUGUUAGUUCACCCUCACUUCUUCCUGUUCCUUUCCAUUUAUAUCAUUAUCGGAAUGGAGAUUCUGUGCAUUGCCUUCAAGCUGAUGCAAAACAGGCUCAUUUACAUCUACAAAAACCUCAUGCUUUUCUUUGCAAGGGGGAAGUUUUACCACCUCGUUAAAAAGUGA
Molecule: messenger RNA, 1287 nt
Organism: Castor canadensis (American beaver)
Lineage: Eukaryota; Metazoa; Chordata; Mammalia; Rodentia; Castoridae
Gene: Kcnk18
Product: potassium two pore domain channel subfamily K member 18
Biological process (GO): stabilization of membrane potential; potassium ion transmembrane transport
Cellular component (GO): plasma membrane
Molecular function (GO): outward rectifier potassium channel activity; potassium ion leak channel activity
Source: RefSeq, a predicted model, not a curated record